GCAUUAGUAAUUGGUAUGCCUUUCUGGAUAAUACUCAUGAACUUGCUGUCAAAUUAUACCAGGCGAUUGAAUUAUACUCAAGGGCUAACCACAUAAAGCCUGGUGAUUCUAUAAUUCUGAGCAACCGAUGUGCUGCCUAUCUCCGGUAUGUGCCAUUCCUCAGAAGCAGGCCUCCUUCCGCUUCAGAACAUAGGCCACUGAAUGGGUUGGAUCCAACAACUCAUGCUGGGCUUGCACUCAAUGAUGCGGAGAAGGUGAUGAAUCUGCAAAGUAAUACAGCAGCCUCCCACAUUCUUAAGGCUAAUGCUCUUAUUUUGUUGGAAAAGUAUGAGCUGGCUCAAGAUGUUAUUCGGUCAGGCCUUCAGAUUGAUCCUCAAAGCAAUGCUCUUGCAAAUUUAGAGAAGAAAAUAACCAAUACCUUUGUGAGGAGAAGCCAUGUAAAUCCUCAACGAACAGAUGAUUAUGAUUGCACUCUAUGUUUGAAGUUACUAUACGAACCAAUCACAACUCCUUGUGGGCAUUCUUUCUGUCGGUCAUGCCUAUUUCAGACUAUGGACCGAGGUAAUAGAUGUCCUUUGUGUCGUACUGUUUUGUUUAUUAGCCCCAGGACAUGUGCAAUCAGUGUCACAUUGAACAACAUCAUAGAGAAGAGCUUUCCAGAGGAAUAUGCAGAGAGGAAAUUGGAGCAACUCAGUUUGACAAACCCUGGUCCUGAUUUAUUGCCUCUUUUUGCCAUGGAUGUUAUCCUACCAUGCCAGAAGUUACAGCUUAACAUUUUUGAACCGCGCUACAGACUUAUGGUGAGGAGGAUAAUGGAGGGAAAUCGCCGGAUGGGAAUGGUUGUGAUUGACCCAUCAACUGGUUCAGUCGUUGAUUAUGCAUGUGAGGUGGAAAUUACGGACUGCGAGCCUCUUCCAGAUGGGCGUUUCUUUUUAGAGGUUGAAAGUCGGCGGAGAUGUCGUAUCAUUAGAAAUUGGGAUCAAGAUGGAUACCGUGUAGCUGAGGUUGAAUGGGUGAAUGACAUAUCUCCGCCAGAGGGAAGUGAGAGAAAUGAUUUGCUGGAGAUGACACAUAACGCAUCAGUUUUUGCUCGCCAAUGGAUAAAGGAGGCACAAGAAGCAGCACAAGGGGAUAGAAUAAGGCUUGCAGAGCUAUUCAAAGUCGAAGGAUUGAUGCCCCCCACACGUGAUCCCGAGCACUUCAGUUUUUGGCUUGCUACAUUGACAAAUCGUAGGCCAUCAGAAAGAUUAGAGCUCCUUCGGCUUAGAGAUACUCGGGAGAGGAUUACAAGGUCUCUUCUCUUUAUGAAGGCAGAAGAGCAAGGAUGUAGGCUGCAGUAAAAUGCUAUUCUACAUGGUGUGACAUUAUUUGACAAUUUGAUUGUUGGUAUUCUUUCAUAUACCAGCUUAUUCACAUCAUUCAUUGAUCCACAUAGCAGUUGGAUUAUACAUACCUUUCAAAUAUGUGAAAUGGGAAGGAAAUACAUAUACUGUAAAAAUUGAAUGCUACUACAACUAGUUUCUAACAUGCAGUAAAUAGUGGAUCAAUUCCAUUUUUGGUGUGUA
Salvia splendens (bonfire salvia) is the source of this 1565-nucleotide messenger RNA. Its product is annotated as LON peptidase N-terminal domain and RING finger protein 1. Lineage: Eukaryota; Viridiplantae; Streptophyta; Magnoliopsida; Lamiales; Lamiaceae. Gene Ontology annotation, molecular function: ubiquitin protein ligase activity; protein binding. The record is from RefSeq and is a predicted model, not a curated record. The annotation marks the transcript as partial. The transcript is spliced from 16 exons.